AUGCGGCAAGUGUUCGUGGUGCUUUUGCUCUUCUGCUUCAUUGUGUCAGGCGAAAUCAAGCCUAAACCAAAGGGUCCACCUAUAGUUUGGGGGUUCUUUUCUACACCAACUACCACUUCAACUAGUACUUCGACCACUUCAUCUACCUCAUCUACUUCUACAACUCCAACUACAUCUAAAACCAUUCCUCCUGCUCCUGCUGAUACAUCCACAACUACAAAAGGAGUUCCUCCGGUUGUUGACAAAUCAUCUUCUACUUCAACUACCACAACUAAAACAACAACAACAACGACUACUUCAAAGGCGGAAGAGAGUAAAAGUGGAUUGUUGAUUGCUUUUCUGUUUAUUGUUGUGAUUAUUGUUGUGAUUACCGGCAUUGUUGUUCUCAUCGUUUUGAUGAUCUUGAAAAGUGAUAAAAAGGAGGAGGAAACCAAGUCCAAAACAAAGAAAGAAAAGAAGCAGAAAGGAGGUAGCAAAAUUGGUUAUGAAAAAUCUGAGGUGACAAUUGAAAAGAAUCCUGGACUUUCAUUGGCAUCGAAGACCAGAACCAAGACGAAAGUAAAUACGCUUAUCUAA
Messenger RNA from Meloidogyne enterolobii, 576 nucleotides. The record is from the annotation of a GenBank genome assembly. NCBI's taxonomy places the organism in Eukaryota, Metazoa, Nematoda, Chromadorea, Rhabditida, Meloidogynidae.